Molecule: messenger RNA, 276 nt
Organism: Macrosiphum euphorbiae (potato aphid)
Lineage: Eukaryota; Metazoa; Arthropoda; Insecta; Hemiptera; Aphididae
Source: the annotation of a GenBank genome assembly
AUGCUAUUAGUUUUAGAAAUAAAUUCUGCUGCUGGAGGCUGUUUAUUUGGGGAAAUCUAUAAAAUGUUGGUCAAUGAAACCAGAGUUCCUUAUUUUAUAAUAAAGCCAAUGUUGACUGUUGGUUUUGAUGAACAUUUUUGUGCCUAUGAAAUAAAAAAUAAUUCAAACUCAAAACUGAUUGGGUGUUAUAUGCAUGAAUUACCUGAUACAACGCCAACUAUUGCCAGAGUUCUAGGCAAUGGUAAACUUUAUGCCUCAUUGAGGUCAGGUGCAUAA